Molecule: messenger RNA, 2988 nt
Organism: Candidula unifasciata
Lineage: Eukaryota; Metazoa; Mollusca; Gastropoda; Stylommatophora; Geomitridae
Source: the annotation of a GenBank genome assembly
AUGUCAGCAAAAAAGAAAGGACCGGGUCAAGAUCUGGGAAAAGUCCCACUAGACAUUGGUGCUUAUGAGAAGUUUCUGGAAGAGAGAGUGAGGCAGUACAAAGAAAAAUUGGAAGUGCAGGAGAAAGCAGCUGCUACAGCGAAACCUUCAUCUACAUCCAGUGCCAACACUGCACGUUUGCUUGGAUCAAAGUCCAGUGAGAAGGCUAGGUUGACCAUGAACAUGUUCAGCAAUGAUGGCAGCUUCAUGGACCAGUUCCGCAAAAUGACAGGACAGGAUAAAGGUUUGAUCAAGAAGAGCACAGCAUCGUCCGAGAGCAAAGCUCUGUUGCAGACCAAGGUCAAAGUUGAAACGCCACAGCCAUCAAAACUGGACAGCCAGAAGUACCACAAGCAACCUGGACCUGCUAUUGUGCUGCCAUCUUUCAAGUCUAAAGAGGCAGUUGCCCUUGAAAUCAAACAAGAAGUUGAAGACAGUGACGAUAAAAGCGAACAGUCUGGCGGCUUUGGGAAGUAUGGACCAUGUGAAGUGAAACAAGAAGUUCCUCUAUCACAGCCACAGGACACUACAGUUACAGCUUAUAGCUCGAGUGACUACGACCAGUCUGUUGCUACCUCUCGGACAGGUGCGUCUGUGACAUCCAGUGGUGAGGACUCAGAGUCUGCUGAAUCUACUGCUGCUGAUUGGAAAGUUGGCUAUGCAGCUCUGCAACCACAAUCUCAACAAGUUGGCCCAUACUAUAACCCUGAGGCUACAGUGAGCAUGCAUUCAGUUUCAAGUGCGGAAAUGAUGGUUCAGAACAUGACAGCGCCAUCAGUGACAAGUGCAACAAUGCUACCAACCUCAGCACUUCCACAGCACACUCACAUCAUGCCACACUUAUACAGCCAGCCUCCACUCCAAGUUACCUCCUACAACCUCUCCAGCAUGGCUGUCCAGCAGUUACAGAACACUGACAUGUUGCCCAUCUCCACCCAGGCUUCUCACUUGGUUCUGGUGACAAACUCCAGUGCAUCAAUGCUACCUACACAAGUCAUCCAGCCCACUAUGUAUGUCACCGCACCCCCUCCAUUUCUACCACCUGCCCCUAACCCUGGCCUGUCCGUGCACCACUCACCUUCACCCAUACAGCCAGUCAUGGCUUCAAAUGUACCCAUGCACAUCCCUCCCCCUCCACUCAUGACCAGUUUCACCUCUGCCCAGGCUGCAAUGUUACCAGUUCAAUCUCAGCCCUCUGGAGUGUAUAACCCAAUUUCCCUUCCUCCAAACUCAACCCCUAAUGUGUAUGCCUCACGCAUAUCCAGCACUCCCUUAACCCUACCUUUGUCUGGUCCACCACCCAUGUUAGUGUCCAAUUUACCACUGUCACAGGCUGUAAGCAUGUACGGAGCAUCAGUUCCCACUAGCAGUGUGUACAGUCAUCUGUCUCUGCCAGGUCAACCAUCGCUGCCAGUGAGCUCACAAAUGAACAUGUAUGGUUCCACAGCAGCAGCCCCAACUACUGCCCCUCAAGAAUUUGGCAUGUAUGGACCUAUCAUUUCAGCAGUCAACCCUGUAGUCACUGCUGGGGCAGCCAAAAGACCAGCAGUGCAACAACAGGCAGAGGAAUAUGAUCCUGCUGCACCAACUGAUGAUAUGGAAGGCCAAGGAACAAGUGAACCACACACAUCAAGCUCAUCAUCUGGUCGAGCUAACGACAUCUCGUUUGCUGGAUCCAAGAAGAACCAUCCAAAGUCUGCUGUGUCCUUUGUUUCAUCUGGUUUCUCAGAUGUUUUCACAAAUGAGCACAAACCACCAGUCUGUCCCCCAGAAGAUGAAGAAACUCGAAAUGUCAUAGAACAGUUGGCUGUACAAGUCAUGCUGUCUGGCUCACAGGCAGAGCAGCGAGCCCUGGAGGAACGUGCUGCAGAUCCUUUGUACUGGUUCCUGAGAAACCCAACAAGCGAUACUUACAAGUACUUCCAGUGGAAAGUUGUCCAGUUGUUGAAAUCCUCUGUGAAACAUGAAGCAGAAGUGGAUGCAGAUGAUGAAUGUGGAGAUAAUGAGGAAAGCAGGCAACCAAUCCGAAAGAAGCGCAAGUCGCGGUGGAGUGAACAGAAAGCUCCAUUAGCUCAACCUGGGAUAGCUGCUCCUACAACUCUUGCACCUCCAGGAGUUGUCCUGCCAACUUUAGCUCCUCCAGGGAUCGCUUCUGUGACAUCACUGGGUGCUCCAGCUAUGCCAGGCAUUGCUACCAACAUACAGCUCGGUGGUUUAGCCACAAUCCAGCAACAUGCACUUCCUCCACGAUCUCAGAUACCUGUUCCUAAACCAGUCAGCAUGCAGGAUUAUGCCAGGAAAGUGAUUGGAAGUGACUCCAUCUCUGAGGAGCAGCUGAAGCAGAUCAAAGAGCAGCAGGAAAUGAACUUUAUGUACGAGCUGGUGAUGGCCCAGAAGAAAAUGCAGGAACAGGCAUUGAUGGCGCAGAUUGAAGGGGUCAAGGUGAAAAGGAAGUAUGAAUAUGAUUCCGAUGAAGAAGCAGAAGGUGGGACCUGGGAGCACAGACAGAGAGCCAACGAGAUGGAAGCAACCAAAGUAUGGGCAGAGAAAUUAACCUCAGGAGCUCGGGGCAAGCAUUUCCUUGGAGAUUUUCUUCCACCAGCGGAGCUAGAAAAAUUCAUGGAGACUUUCAGGGUGAGCCUUGAAGAAGGAAGAGAGCCAGAUUACUCCGAGUACAAGGAGUUCAAGCUGACCUGUGAGAACAUGGGUUACCAGAUGUUGAUGAAGCUUGGCUGGAAGGAGGGCACUGGUCUUGGAGCCAAGGAACAAGGCAUCACUCAACCAGUCAACAAAGGGAACACAACCGUUGAAGGCCGGGGCUUGGGAAUUGAUCGUCCAGCUAACCUGACCAAGGAUGACGAUGAGUUUGAUGCCUACCGUAAGAGGAUGAUGUUGGCUUACAGGUUUCGACCAAACCCUUUGAAUAAUCCACGACGGCCAUAUUACUGA